Tribolium madens (black flour beetle) is the source of this 779-nucleotide messenger RNA. RefSeq lists its product as uncharacterized. The coding region runs from base 108 to 536 and encodes 142 amino acids. The transcript has 3 exons. Lineage: Eukaryota; Metazoa; Arthropoda; Insecta; Coleoptera; Tenebrionidae. Gene Ontology annotation, biological process: regulation of synaptic transmission, cholinergic; sleep; positive regulation of voltage-gated potassium channel activity. The record is from RefSeq and is a predicted model, not a curated record.
ACUCUCGCUUUUGGUGGGGUGCCCUAGUCUCUUCAUUCUUCGUCGUGUUUUGCCAUUCAACUGGUGUAUUUUAUAGUGUAGUGAUUUCUUCAUUUUUUAGUACCAUCAUGGGCGCUAGAACCUUGCAAGCGUUUGCUUUCCUUCUAAUCAUCAGCUCAGCCUUGGCUUUGACCUGCUACAAAUGCGACUCCAGCGAGAGCAAAUUCUGCAAUUACGGCCUCGCGAGUUUCACCUACAAUUCCGUGAAUUGCGACGACGAAUCUGGAAUUCUCUCCGGGUGGAUCCCCAAGGAAUGCGUCAAACUCGUUGCUAAAGCCAAAGACGGGAGUGAAUACGUGGCUAGAGGAUGCAUGCCCAACCUGGGGGGCGCCUGCAGGGCCGUCGCUAAAACUCUAAGUUUUUUCUCAAAUAUCGAUGGGGAUAUUGAAGAUAUGGAUUGCUUCACUUGUAACAGCGAUAAGUGUAACUCCGCAACGAAAUUCACUGGAUAUACUUUCGUGGGGGUUGUCCUAGCUGCUGUGCUUUUCAUGUUGUAAAGUAACGUUGUGAUUGUAAUUUAGUUACCAACUUUACAUAUAUAAAAAUGUAUGUUACUAUGUUGCUCAUAAGUGGACUAUUUUUCUAUGAAAUACUUGAAACUUUUCAGAUUUGUUGAUUAUACUAUAUACUCCUCUAAAUACUAUAUAUUUUGUAGUGGACGCUUUUGAUGUCACAAAGUGUAGAUUAGAGCUUUAGGUUGUAGUUUUUACAUUAUUUUUAAAAUAAAUUUUCUUUUUAUA